CAUAACCUCUGGACAUUUUCACCCACAGCUUCGUGAACUCUCUUUAACCAGUGCACGGUUUGAUGUCUUUCUUUGUGUGGGAGCUAGGGACAGUUCAAUGAGAACUAAAGACUUUUAGCUCACAGACUGAUCAGCUCGCGCAAUAAAGCCUCUUUGAGAUUUAACCCUGUAAAGCCGUUUGCAUCAUGUAUGAUACAUGAGCUUCUGAGACCUCUCCCCCUGUAGGCGAUGUGCCGAGUACGUCUAUCUGCUUUCGUUUACGAAACAAUUGAUCCCCUGCCGGUAAUUUUCAGAUUUUUAUUAUUGUGUAGAUAAAUUAUAAUAUAACAUAUAAGUUAAUGUUUCCAACCUCAAAAGUUGCACAUUUUCAUAAAUAACGUUGAUAUAUUCGUCACACGAGCUAAUGGAUAUGCUGUUAGCUCCAGCAACCACAAACCAAUGAGAGCUCUUGUUACUACUUCGUGGACUUCAGUUGGCCAAUCAGCUUCCUCGUACUUCUGGUAAAGCCAUAAGACAACAUUAACACAACUGGUUAAGGGAUGAGAGCAAACGAAGGAAAAGUAGCAUGGCUGAAUGGUACAGGUGUCUGUCUGUGGAGAAGUCAGAGACUGUCACUACACAACCAGGUAUAAUGGUGAAAUGCAGGUAUCGUGUGUAAUUUGCAAAGCAACUGUGGUGAUACAUGGCCUCUGACGCAACAAGAUCUCUUCCACGGAUUUGAAGCAACAGGUGUUCAUCCUUCUUCCCCUCAGCAGCACGAAGGAGUUGAUCUGCUGUGGUAAACAAAGUUUAUACUCAGGCAUGCAACAGGCAGGAGGUGUGGAGCCCUUUUGGGUUGUUCUGGGCCACUUGAAGAGGGCAGAACCCGAACCUUGGAUGCAGCACCAUCACUGGUAUCUGGCAGCGGUUCUUCUGAACAUUGUAAUGGCACUAAAAUGUGAUUGGCAGGAGGAGGAGAGUCUGACAGAGGAGCAGAGGAACGUUGUCAGCCAUUUUGUCUGAGUUCAACACCGGAGGAAAAAUGGAUUCUUCACAAGAAAAACAUGAAAACAGCAAUGGAGUGAGACAUCAGAAAUCUGCGGAGGAAAGCAAUGGUUCCCCAACAACAACAAACAGAGAUGAAUCACUCAGUUGUGAGCAAUGCGGCAAGACUUUUAUCACAGCAAGAAAGCUAAGACAUCACCAACGUAUUCACUUUGUGGACAGACCAUUCAGCUGUGAUCAGUGUGGGAAGACUUUUAUUUACAAGAGUGAUUUAGCAAAGCAUCAACUCAGUCACAGUGGAGUUAGAGCAUUCAGCUGUGAUCAGUGUGGGAAGACUUUUAUUUACAAGCAUGCUUUAACAAGACAUCAACUCAUUAACCAUGGAGUUACACAAUUCAGGUGUGAUCAGUGUGGGAAGAAGUUUAUUAAGAAGGGUGAUUUAACCACCCAUCAACUCAGUCACAGUGAAGUUAGACCAUUCGGCUGUGAUCAGUGUGGGAAGACAUUUACUCAAAAGAGUAAUUUAACAACCCAUCAACUCAUUCACAGUGAAGUUAGACCAUUCGGCUGUGAUCAGUGUGGGAAGACUUUUACUCACAAGAGUAAUUUAACAACCCAUCAACGCAUUCACAGUGGAGUUAGACCAUUCAGCUGUGAUCAGUGUGGGAAGACAUUUACUCAAAAGAGUAAGUUAACAAGCCAUCAACUCAUUCACAGUGGAGUUAGACCAUUCAGCUGUGAUCAAUGUGGGAAGACAUUUACUCAAAAGAGUAAGUUAACAACCCAUCAACGCAUUCACAGUGGAGUUAGACCAUUCAGCUGUGAUCAAUGUGGGAAGACAUUUACUCAAAAGUGUAAGUUAACAACCCAUCAACUCAUUCACGGUGGAGUUAGACCAUUCAGCUGUGAUCAGUGUGGGAAGACAUUUACUCAGAAGUGUUAUUUAACAAGACAUCAACUCAUUCACAGUGGAGUUAGAGCAUUCAGUUGUGAUCAGUGUGGGGAGACUUUUAAUCACAAGGGUAAUUUGAGAAUCCAUCAACUCAUUCACAGUGGAGUUAGAGCUUUCAGCUGUGAUCAGUGUGGGAAGACUUUUACUCAAAGGCGUGAUUUAACAAACCAUCAACUCAUUCACAGUGGAGUUAGAUCUUUCAGCUGUGAUCAGUGUGGGAAGACUUUUACUCAAAAGAGUACAUUAAGAAAACACCAAGUCAUACACAGCGGAGGUGAACCAUUCAACUGUGAUCAGUGUGUGAAAACCGUGACUGGACAUGAACAGUUAUUGAUCCAUCCAUGCCCCCAUUCUGGUAGACAGCUGUACCGCUGCGACUACUGUGAAAAAACUUACAAGCACCAACAGAGCCUAAAAUAUCACCAACGCAUCCACACUGGACAUGAUGCGUGCGUAUGUGAUCACUGUGACAAACUAUUUGUAAACUUCUCACAGUUAAAAGCUCAUGCAGUUACCCACACCAGGGUUAAACCCUACCACUGUGACCAGAAGGCUAAAGGCUUCAACAACACUGGAAUCGCUCACCAACGUGACCAUGCUGGGGACAGACCCUACAGAUGUGACGAGUGUAUUAAGACUUUUAUAACUUUGGGUUCCCUGAAACAACACAGAUCAAAGAGCCACACCAGAAAGAAAGCAAUCAAUCAACGUCACAGUAAGGUAUGUAAAGGUUGUCUCAGCAACAGUGUACACACUAUUGUGCAUUGGACAUUUUGGAUAUUGUUGUGAAUUUAGUGUGAUGCUGUUUUGAACAACUGUGGCCAGUCUAGACACAGAAAUCUGGUCCAGGUCAAUCUGGGGAUGUAGAUAAGAUUGUGAAUUCUGACAUGAUCAGCAUCAGCACAAACUCGUUCUCACCACAUAAUGUUGAAGAGACAUCACAUCAGUGUUGAGUACUCUACUGGGAUGUUGGAUAUUUAGUGAAUUUAAACCCAGCUUAACUUAUCAGUUGCUUUCUGGCCUCAUGUCAGUGAGCCUCAUGCAAGUCUCUGUCACAGCGCUCCUUUAUUAGCUAAGGUUCCGCAAUGCUCUGUGCUUUCCAACACAGAACAGUCUUGAGCCUAGAUAUGAAGAGUAGAUACGCCAGCCCAUUGUAGCUGCCGGUUAAUCGAUGCGCCUUCGUGGCAGCCAUCUUGAAGGGGGCAAAGUUCCCAUCCAAAGCAAUGCAUGUACGUUGAAAAUAUAUCAUAAUUUGCUCAUUUCGCAAACAAUUUUCGUGUGGUUUACUUUAUUGUCAACGUCAAAACAUGUAUUAUUAAUAGAAAAUGUGUGAUCUGAAACAAAAAACACUGAAAAAGGCUUUCUACAAAUGUAACCUGCAAUUUUAGUUAUCAUAUUCUUUAGGUCCAGAGGCCAGGGACUCUUUUCAGUUUAGCCAUUACAUAUAUAAAUGUAAAUGCCUGGAUACAUAGAAAAUGUUUUGGGAUCAAAAGAUGUAAUUGUAAAUGUAAUCUAUUUAUUUAUUUAUUUAUUUCUUAUUAAGAUUAAUUUAUUAUUAUUUAUUUAUAUGUAAAUAUAUACAUAUAUUGACUGUCAUUCGGUAUCAGGACGAAAUCCUUGGACCCAUUGUCAGACCCUACAUUGGUGCAGUGGUCCUGGAUUCCUUCUGGUGCAGGACAGUGGCCAGUCUUAUGUGGUAAGAGAAUUCAUACAGUUCCUGGAGGAUGAAGGAACUGAUACCAUUAGCUGGCCCCCAUGCUCAACUGACCUGAAUCCAAUAGAACACCUUUGGAACAUUAUGUUUUGUUCCAUCCAACACCAUCAGGUUGCUCCUCAGACUGUCCAGGAGCUCAGUGAUGCCCUGGUCCAGUUCUGGGUGGAGAUACCCCAGGACACCAUCUGUCGUCUCAUUCAGAGCUUGUCCCGGCAUCGUCAGUAAUGCAUACAAGCACAUGGAGGCCAUACAAACUACAAAAUACCAUUUUGAGUUGCUGCCAACGAAUUUCAGCAAGAUGGACUAGCCUGCCACAUCAGUUUUUCACUUUGAUUUUGGGGUGUCUUGAAUUUAGCCCUCCUGGGGGUUGAUAAUUUUCAUUCCCAUCAAACAAUGUGAUAAGCAAUGAUAGCAUGAAUAGCAUUCUGAACAGGAUAAACAAGGAGGAUAAAUUGGGUUACAUUCUGGGAGAUUUUAAUGUUAAACUCCUAAAUUUUGAAACUCAUAUUCCAACCAAAGAGUUUUUAAUUGUACUUCAGGCAAAUUACUUUUUCCAGCAAUCUCUAAACCAACCAGAAUAACAAAAAAAAUCUGCAACUCUUAUUGACAAUAUUCUAAUCAAUUCAUUUAAGUUUGAAACAAAUUCUGGUUUAAUAUUUACAGAUAUAGCAGAUCAUUUACCAGUGUUUCAUAUAGUAAAUUUCGACUGUAAUUUUAAGGAAAUAAAUAAAGCUCCAUUAAACAUUAGAAAUUUUAGUAAAUCUAACAAGUCAAAAUUUCAAAAAAUGUUACAGGAAAUCUCGUUUGGUGAAGUAUACAAAGAAAAUAAUCCAGAUCUUGCAUACAAUGUUUUUAUGAAAUUGUUUAAUGAAUGUUUUACAAAAUGUUUUCCAAUAUUAUCUUGCAUCAAUGCAAAGAGGAAAAAAACACCUUGGUUUACUUCUGGACUGAAAAAAUCUUCAGUAACAAAAAAUAAGUUGUAUAAAAAGUAUCUUUCAUCACCAACUCCAUUAAAUCUAGCAACUUAUAAGUCAUAUAAAACCAGGUUUGUUCACCUGCUUAGAUCUGCUAAGAAAAAUUAUUACAGUGACCAAUUUAGUAAAUCUACAAAUAAUAUCAAAAACACAUGGCAAAUUAUCAGUGAAUUAUUACAAAGAAAAAAGGCAGCAACAAAGUUUCCUUCCUCAUUUGUGGAUGGUGACUCUGUUCUGACUGAUCCAUAUGAGAUUGCUUGUCAUUUUAAUAAUUACUUUUCAAAUGUUGGUUCAUGUUUAGCUGAUAAGAUUAAAGAUAGUAAUGUUAGUCCACUUGAUUAUAUUAUUAACUCUUUUUCAUCUAUAGACUGUUUCGACCCUCCCGAUACUAAUGAAGUUACUGAGAUAAUUUUGGAGUUAAAAAAUUCUGCUCCAGGGCAUGAUGGCAUCAGUGCCUCUUUAAUUAAAGAUGUCGUGACUCCAAUAUGUAAACCAUUGGCUCACAUAUGUGGUUUGUCAAUGACAACGGGCAUUGUCCCCCAAGAUUUAAAAUUAGCAAAGGUGCUCCCACUUUUCAAAUCUGGUGAUUCUCGUUUAUUUUCCAGUUAGAGACCUAUAUCAAUUUUACCCUGUUUUUCAAAGGUUUUAGAAAAAUUGGUUUAUAAAAGAUUGCUAAAACAUUUGAAUGUACAUAAUAUUAUUUAUCAAUAUCAGUAUGGAUUUAGAAAGAAUUAUUCCACCUACAUGGCACUUGUUGAGUUAACUGAUAGAAUAUAUAGAGCCAUAAAUAAUAAUGAAUUUUCAGUCGGAGUAUUCUUAGAUCUUUCAAAAGCAUUUGACACUGUGCAUCAUGAUAUUCUAUUGAAUAAACUGUACAAAUAUGGUUUUCAUGGAAAUAUUCAUCAAUGGUUAUAUAAUUAUAUAAAAAAUAGAAAACAGUAUGUUUCAAUGGAUGGUUAUGAUUCAAAUGCAAAUAGUAUGUAAUAUGGUGUUCCUCAAGGAUCCAUUUUAGGGCCGUUACUUUUUUUGGUUUAUUUUAGCGAUCUAGCAAAGGUAACUAAUUCUACUGUCCCGAUUCUAUUUGCAGACAAUACCAAUUUACUAAUCUCUGCUAAAGAUCUAACCACUCUUACUAGUAAAUUAAAUGAAGAUUUAUUGAAGUAUUCUGUAUGGUUCCAAGCUAACAAGUUGUCUUUAAAUGUUAAAAAAUGUAGUUUUAUGGUGUUUGCAGGGUAUAAGAAAUAUAAUUCUGAGAGAAUCAAAGUAUGUAUUAAUAAUGAUCAAAUUGUCAAAGUUUCAUCAGUUCGUUUUUUUAGGCAUACAGCUUGAUGAUAAACUCCAAUGGAGAAACCAGAUUGAUAUUGUUAGUAAUAAAGUUGCAAAAUCUCUUGGGAUAUUAAGGAAAAUUCGAAAUUAUGUUAAUAAUUGUGUAAUGUUAACUUUAUAUUAUUCUUUAAUUUAUCCUUAUCUUUCGUACUGUAAUAUCGUCUGGGGAAGUACUUUUCCAAGUUACCUUGAAAAAAUCUUAUUGCUACAAAAGACUUUUUUUCGUUUAGCAACAUACUCUAAUUAUGAUGCACCAAGUGCCCCUCUUUUCUGGAAAUUAAAAUUGUUAAAUAUUUUUGACAUCAAUAUUUAUCAAAUUUGUACUUUUGUGCAAAUGAUUAAUCAAGGUAAAUCUCCCCCUUGUUUUUGUAAAUAUUUUGUUAAGAAAUGCCAAGUUCAUUCCUAUAACACAAGACAAGUAUCAACUUUGCAUCUUCCCAAAUUUAUGAAAAAUAAAAAGGUACAAUUUUCUUUUGGAUAUCCAGGAGCUAAAUUAUGGAAUGAAUAUGGAGGUUACUUCUCUUCAGGUAGUUAUAAGAUUCUAAAAAAACAAUUACAACUAAAAUUCAAACCAUAAUAAUUAAUAUUGUGUUAUGGGUUGUGAAAUGGCCAAUCUUCUGUUUUAUUUUGUUAAUUUACCUAAUAAUAUAGAUUUGACUGGCUUAUUCUUCUAUGUCUCUGAAUGAGCUUUGUAUGUAGUUAAAUGUAUUUUAUUGUUAGGGGUGUGGCCUAAUGCAUAAGCCCGAAUGGGUUUCUGUCACACUCCAUCAUAUUGUUUUUAUUCAUGCAUUUGUAUUUCACAGAAGCGGUCAACUUCUGUGCUCUUUUUUUAUGUGAAAUAAAAUGAAAUGAAAUGAAA
Molecule: messenger RNA, 6809 nt
Organism: Acanthochromis polyacanthus (spiny chromis)
Lineage: Eukaryota; Metazoa; Chordata; Actinopteri; Pomacentridae
Product: zinc finger protein OZF-like
Exons: 7
Coding region: 1022-2725 (567 amino acids)
Biological process (GO): negative regulation of transcription by RNA polymerase II
Cellular component (GO): nucleus; chromosome
Molecular function (GO): RNA polymerase II cis-regulatory region sequence-specific DNA binding; DNA-binding transcription repressor activity, RNA polymerase II-specific; chromatin insulator sequence binding
Source: RefSeq, a predicted model, not a curated record